AGAAAAUCCUUCUUCUCACAUUAAACCAACGAAAUAUGCCAGCUCCCAAUCAACCUCUCGAGCUGAAGGAUGAGGACCCCGAAGAAUUGCGUUUGCGUACAGAAAACAUCAUCAAAGCUUCUCAGCAAGAGGACGCAGAGAGACAGAAGGCGGAGACAGAACUGCUUGCUUCCGAGACCAAAACGGAUAUGCUUCGCAAAAUAGCAGCUAAAGAAGCUGACCGAGCUAUGGAGGCUGAAAGAAAACGACGUAUAGCUGAGGAAGGUUUGAUUCAUACUCAGGAGGAGAUGCUGAGGAAGCAAGGAGCACAGGAAGCUAUCAGACUUGAAAAGGAAGAGCAGCAAAGGAGAAUUCUGGAAGAAACCAAGGCAGUUGCUAUGUCUGAUGCAGUACGUCGGCAGACCCAGAAAACCGCAGUGGAAGAGAUGGAGCAAGAGAGGGCUCGGCGCCAAAGCGCGGAAGACCUGAGCCUAGUGCCCGAAUCGCAAAGAGAUCUUAAACGUCAGGUGGAGCAGGACGUCGUUCAAAACUUUGCAGUCAAGCAUCCCUCGACUCCCCUUGCAGGUACUCCGUCCACAUACUCCUACGGGCCUGCUCCUCGUUCGGUAUCCACGGUUCCCCGCUCCUCUGUUGGGGGAGACUCGGAUUCGACCGGGAUUCACAAUGAAGUGCAGGAGCAGCAGGGUGGAAGUGUGAAAGUCGGUAGCAAAUGAUAGGUGUUGUCGGAUGGAGGAAUUGGUAGUUAUACAUUACUUUCAUAUCAGAAUGUCACCACAUAUUAGCUAGUAAUCAUAAAUCUGGAAGUUAUCGUACAACAUGAACUUUCUGGGGUCUCAACACUCA
Molecule: messenger RNA, 843 nt
Organism: Spizellomyces punctatus DAOM BR117
Lineage: Eukaryota; Fungi; Chytridiomycota; Chytridiomycetes; Spizellomycetales; Spizellomycetaceae
Exons: 6
Coding region: 36-713 (225 amino acids)
Source: RefSeq, a predicted model, not a curated record